CCCGCUGGCGUCCCUUUCCGGGCUCAGCGACCCUGCAGCCCAACGUCCACCGUCUGCUUAGCUGCUGGUUGGCUCUGGGGAGGAGGGGCCCGGACCGUGGGGUUGGUGGGAGCGAGGUUACCUUUUCCUGUAUCACACCGGAGUUGGAUCUGGAGGAAGCUGCUGCAAAGUCUGCAGAGGCAUGGCGGGAGCUYCGGACCAGCGCCAACCUGGCCCCGCAGCAGGGGAGCAGCUGCAGCAGCCACAAGUCUCGUGCCAAGUCUUCCCAGAACGGCUGGCCCAGGGGAAUCCCCAACAAGGGUUCUUUUCCAGCUUCAUCACCCAUAACCAGAAGUGCCAGCAAAUGCUCCUGAAGACGGUGGAAACAAAUCCAUAUGUCAAACUUCUACUUGAUGCCAUGAAGCACUCCGGUUGUGCUGUAAACAAAGAAAGACACUUUUCUUGUGAAGAUUGUAAUGGAAAUGUUAGUGGAGGUUUUGAUGCUUCAACAUCUCAGAUUGUUUUGUGCCAGAAUAACAUCCGUAACCAGGCCCACAUGAGCAGAGUGGUCACCCACGAGCUCAUUCACGCAUUUGAUCAUUGUCGUGCUCAUGUCCACUGGUUCUCUAAUGUCAGGCAUUUGGCCUGCUCAGAGGUUCGAGCUGCUAACCUUAGUGGGGACUGUUCACUUGUAAAUGAAAUAUUCAGGUUACGGUUUGGAUUAAAACAACACCAUCAGACUUGUGUGCGAGACAGAGCAAUUCUUUCUAUCCUGGCUGUUAGGAAUAUCAGCAAAGAAGUAGCUGARAAGGCUGUUGAUGAAGUUUUUGAAUCUUGCUUCAAUGACCAUGAACCUUUUGGAAGGAUCCCACAUAAUGAGAAAUAUGCAAGAUAUGCUCAUAGAGACUUUCAAAACCGGGAUCGAUAUUACUCAAAUAUAUGAAUGACAUUUUAUAUUACAGAGCUUCAAUCAGCAUGAAGAAAAAAAUAUGGUUCUCAAGAAAACAAAUGUACAAAAUAUAAAUGAUCAAUUAAAUACAGAUGAAAUGCAGAAGAUAUUUUAAUAUAUGAUCAGAAAGAGUAACAGGCAAAAAAUGAAAUUGUUUUAAGCCACAAGGUUAAAAUUAUGUCUUUGGAGUUAAUCAUUUGCUAAUUAGGAUGAAUAAAUUACAUUUUGUAUUUUCUACUGUAUAUUUGUAUUUUUUAAUAUUUUAUUUAUUAUUUUGAUUUAUUUUUAUUACAUGAGAUUAUUUUAAAAUCUGAUUAUGAAACCUAUGAAGUAUGCCCUUGUCUGAUGUUGAUAGGGGAUCAAAGUUGAUAUUUACAUUAAAUGUAAAGAAAAAUGAACUGAUCUCAU
Messenger RNA from Urocitellus parryii (Arctic ground squirrel), 1336 nucleotides. It is a transcript of the gene Atp23, whose product is annotated as ATP23 metallopeptidase and ATP synthase assembly factor homolog. Gene Ontology annotation, biological process: mitochondrial proton-transporting ATP synthase complex assembly; mitochondrial protein processing. The record is from RefSeq and is a predicted model, not a curated record. Lineage: Eukaryota; Metazoa; Chordata; Mammalia; Rodentia; Sciuridae. Gene Ontology annotation, molecular function: metalloendopeptidase activity.